This is a messenger RNA of Dendronephthya gigantea, 1241 nucleotides long. RefSeq names its product fructose-1,6-bisphosphatase 1-like. The transcript is spliced from 7 exons. Gene Ontology annotation, cellular component: cytosol; cytoplasm. Bases 115 to 1107 code for a protein of 330 amino acids. Lineage: Eukaryota; Metazoa; Cnidaria; Anthozoa; Malacalcyonacea; Nephtheidae. Gene Ontology annotation, biological process: sucrose biosynthetic process; fructose metabolic process; gluconeogenesis. Gene Ontology annotation, molecular function: fructose 1,6-bisphosphate 1-phosphatase activity. The record is from RefSeq and is a predicted model, not a curated record.
GUCACAGUUGAGCUGCAGGAGAGUUCACGGUGCAAGGUUCGACGUGUCAAAACAAAGUUGUUUGUGUUUUUUUCACAAAAAAGAUAUAACAUUGUAAAGUAUUUCUAAACAAUCAUGGUCGACUCAAACUGCAUGACCCUAACGAGAUUUGUCCUCAACGAACAACGGCAACAUCCAGAUGCUAGCGGGGACCUUACACGACUUCUUAAUGCUCUUAUGACAGCGAUUAAGGCUGUGUCUACAGCUGUCAGGAAAGCUGGUAUAGCAAAAUUGUAUGGCAUAUCUGGGGUCACAAAUGUCCAAGGUGAAACACAGCAGAAAUUGGACGUCAUUGCAAAUGAACUGUUUAUAAACAUGUUGAAGUCAUCAUUUCAGACAUGUUUGCUAGUUUCUGAGGAGAAUGACACGGUCAUCGAGGUUGAGCUUGACCAACAGGGAAAGUACAUUGUCUAUUUUGAUCCACUUGAUGGCUCUUCAAACAUUGAGUGCUUGGUCUCAAUUGGUUCAAUUUUCGGCAUUGCAAAAAAGCCAUCCGAAGGUCCAAUGAAGCAAGCUGAUGCAUUGAUACCAGGUCGUGACUUUGUCGCUGCUGGUUAUGCCUUAUAUGGUAGUGCUACCAUGGUUGUUCUUAGUACUGGUAAUGGUGUCAAUGGAUUCACUUUGGAUCCGUCCAUCGGUGAGUUUGUGUUGACUGAUCAAGAUAUCAGAAUCAAACCGCGAGGAAAGAUUUACAGCAUCAAUGAAGGAUAUUACAAGUAUUUUGAUAAAGAAACAAAGGAUUAUAUCGAGUCCGUGAAAAAUCCCAAGGAUGGUAAAGCGCCUUAUGGAGCCCGCUACGUCGGCUCUAUGGUAUCCGACAUGCACAGAACUUUGGUUUACGGUGGAAUAUUUAUGUACCCAGCUAACAGCAAGAGUCCCGAGGGAAAGCUUCGUCUAAUGUACGAAUGUAAUCCAAUGGCGUUCAUAGUCAGUCAAGCCGGAGGAAUGGCCACAAAUGGCAAGAUCGAUAUUUUGGACAUAGUUCCGAAGGAGAUCCACGAACGCGCACCGAUUGCUAUUGGAUCAACAGAGGAUGUCAAAGAUUACCUGACAUUUGUUAAAAAAUAACACUCUACUUACGACUUACGAGUAUCGAUAAUGGUACCAAAUAGCUGUAAAAAUAUACGAUACACUGCAUGCGUCUUGAAUUUCUGUAAUGGUAGCACGAGCUAGUAGGAUUAGGAAAAAAAUAUCUGAAAAUA